Molecule: messenger RNA, 1305 nt
Organism: Phycomyces blakesleeanus NRRL 1555(-)
Lineage: Eukaryota; Fungi; Mucoromycota; Mucoromycetes; Mucorales; Phycomycetaceae
Exons: 6
Coding region: 1-1305 (434 amino acids)
Biological process (GO): actin filament organization
Molecular function (GO): actin filament binding
Source: RefSeq, a predicted model, not a curated record
AUGUCUCGUUUCGUCCGUGCCUCAAAAUAUCGUCACGUCUAUGGCAGUGCAGCCAAGAGAGACGGCUGUUAUGAUAAUAUUCGUGUCAGUGCUAACGCGUGGGACACCAACAUGGUCAAGCUGAACCCUCUCUUCUUGUCUGUUAACUGGAAUGCCUCGGGCGGUGGAGCCUUCGCUGUAAUCCCCUUAUCUACCGUGGGCAAGUUGCCGGAUAACUAUCCGUUGUACAGAGGCCACACCGGUCCUGUAUUGGACACUGACUUUAACCCCUUCAACGAUUAUGUAAUCGCUUCUGGUGCUGAAGAUGGCAAGGUGAUGAUCUGGGCAAUUCCAGAGGUAUAUGAGGAAGAUCUUGAGGAAGUUGCUCCUGUAUCAAAACUCUCUGGACAUGGCCGCAAAGUUGGUCAGGUCCUAUUCCACCCUGUGGCUGAUAAUGUUCUGGCUUCUGCCAGUACAGAUCUGACCAUUAAGCUGUGGGAUAUUGAGAAGGGUAUUGAGAGACAACAAAUCACCGGACACACCGAGAUUAUCCAGUCACUUGCAUGGAACUAUAACGGUUCUCUCCUUGCUACCACAUGCAGAGACAAAAAGCUUCGUGUAUUUGAUGUUCGCAGUAAUAAGAUCGUCCAGGAAGGUCCUGGCCAUCAAGGUGUCAAGGGCUCACGUGUGGUCUGGUUGGGUGAGACUGAUCGCUUAGCCACCACAGGGUUUUCCCGUAUGAGCGAUCGUCAGCUCAACCUGUGGGACACCACUGACCUCUCCAAGCCUAUCAAGACAGAAUUCCUCGAUACUUCUUCUGGUGUCCUGAUGCCUUUCUAUGAUGCUGACACAAAGAUGCUCUACCUUGCUGGCAAAGGUGAUGGUAACAUUCGCUACUACGAGUACGAGAAUGAUGAGCUCUUCCCCUUGUCUGAGUUCAAGUCUGGAGAUCCUCAACGCGGCAUGGGAUUCUUGCCCAAGCGUGGUGUGAAUGUGGCUGAUUGUGAGAUUGCCAGGGCUUACAAGGUCGGAACCACUCUUAUUGAACCUAUCUCUUUUACUGUUCCCCGAAAGUCCGAUGCAUUCCAGUCCGAUAUCUUCCCUCCCACAAUUGGUGACGAGCCCGCUCUUACUGCUGACGAAUGGUUUGGCGGCAAGAACGCCAACCCUAAGCUCAUUGACCUUGAGGCUGGUUUCUCUGUAAAGGAAAAGAAGGAGUUUGUUCCAUCCGCUCCUGUCGAAGAACAGCAGGCCAAGAGCCCAACCACAACUAUGCACGAAAAAGACGUAAUAUAUAUUUUCCAAAAAAAAGUGGGUGUUUUCUAA